This is a messenger RNA of Talaromyces proteolyticus, 1530 nucleotides long. Its product is annotated as amidase signature domain-containing protein. The record is from RefSeq and is a predicted model, not a curated record. The coding region runs from base 1 to 1530 and encodes 509 amino acids. The transcript has 8 exons. Lineage: Eukaryota; Fungi; Ascomycota; Eurotiomycetes; Eurotiales; Trichocomaceae.
AUGAAAAUUGAUCCUCUAGUCGCCACAGCCUCAGAUCUUCAAGGUCUACUCGGUGACAACCGAACCACGAGUGUCGAACUGGUGGAAUUAUAUCUUGACCAAAUCGAAAAGCACAAUCAAAAUGGGGCAAAAAUAGGUGCUAUUAUAUCUACACUAGCCAAGGAAGAAGCCUUGAAAAUCGCACAUCAGCUUGACGAUGAGCGAGCUGAGAAAGGUUCACGGGGCCCAAUGCAUGGAAUUCCAGUGAUCGUUAAGGACGUCUUUCUCACCCCAAGCUUGGGUCUAAAAACGAGCUGCGGGUCUUAUGCCUUGAAGGACCUCCAAGCUACCAAAGACGCACGCGUAAUAGAUGCUCUUGUUGCGGCAGGCAUGAUCGUGAUAGGAAAGGCAAAUCUUUCGGAAUUGGGAAAUUAUAAAGGGUACAAAAUACCCGCAGGAUGGUCAGCAGUGGGAGGUCAGGUGCAAUCCCCAUAUGUCCGAGGUGGUAUUCUACCAGAUGCCCUUCCACUUGGUCAUAGCACCCCAGCUGGCUCCUCUUCCGGGUCGGCGGCUGGAGUAGCGUCAGGAUUCUCUCCUAUCUCUAUCGGAACCGAGACAGACGGCUCCCUCGUACAGCCAGCAACGCGUGCUGCACUCUACGGUAUGAAAGGGACACUUGGAUCAGUCGAUACAUUCGGCGUUCAGCCAAUCUCUCCAGUUCUGGAUUGUAUCGGCGGCAUGGCAAAAUCGCCCAAGGAUCUGGCUAGCCUCUUCAAUGUUCUACAGCCAACAAGGAACUACGAAAAGUUUCUGACUGGAUCAUGGGAGAAUCUCAAAAUUGGAGUCGUUGACCCCUUGCAGUGGCAGCCUGCGGAUUUUAUAGUCGAGCCAAGAGAGGACUUCCUCAAUCAAUCGCUCACUGCUUUCCAUAACGCAAUCUCUGAGCUUACCUCUUCGGGGGGUCACAUAGUCGAGCCCGUUUCUCUAAUUCAAUUCCCCGAGAUUUUUGAAGGGGCGCCGGAUGGUAUCACAGAUACUUCGGACUUUAUGGCCCAUGACUUCCGGGAGGCAUUUGGAGCAUUUUUAAAACUCUACAACAGUCCCAGUAUGCAGACACUUCAGGAUCUCGUCCGAUAUAACGAACAACACCCAGACCUUGAGUUCCCUCCUGAAUCUCCUGGCCAAGAAGUGUUAUUGAAUGCGCUGGACAAUGCAAUGUCAGAUGAGACAUAUUCCUCGGGUUUGAAAUAUGUGCGGCAAAAGGCAGUUGAUUCGAUUUCCCAACUAUUUGAGGAGCACAGCAUCGAUAUAGUUAUCGGACCUUCAGAUGGUCGCAUGGCUAGUGUCGCUGCUGUGGCCGGGUUCCCCGUAGCUACGGUGCCGCUGGGGUUGGCGGACUUCAAUGGCCGCGCUUUCGGAGCCAACAUCAUUUCCACGGCAAAUAAUGAGGGCAAAAUCCUUCAGUUCAUGAGUAUCUGGGAGAAAACUUUCCCUAAUGUGAGGAUACCCCCUCCACUCCUCUCAAACUGGAAUAAUGCCUCGCACAUUUGA